UUAACCCAUGAAAAACAAUUACAGUUCUUGAAACCAUUCAAUAAUGGCGUUCAAGAAAACACUACCGGAGCGCAUUUUUAGUGCAUAUAAAUUCACUGCUCCAUCCUCAACAACUUGUCGUAUUGCUUCCUCAUCCAUGUUGGCAAAAUCCCCGGUUUCUCCUAAUCCUGAAAAAAAUAUAACCCGGGAUGCCGGAGACAGUGGUUUAUUCCGGCGAUUCCUCCACCAAUCACUGGCAUCCUCUCCGGAACUCCGGUCACUACCCACCGGAGAAAAGCUUCGUGAAAAGCUACGGGGGAUGGACAUUACAAGAGAUAGAAUCAGACUUAACGGACUCGUGCCGCCAACACAACGUUGGCCGGAGUUGGAGCAAUUAGGAGUGAUGGAUGCAAGAAAGCUAUUAAGGUUAUCACAGCUUGAGAUGGUGAAAGCAAGGUUAAGGAAAAUUAAUAAGAACUGGAUUUUGUGCUCGGAAUUUCAUCAAAUCUGUAACGAAACCUGUUCGGACGUUGAUCAAGGCUUAGAAUUUGCUAAGAUGUUGGACGAGUCGGGAGAUGUGAUUGUUUUGGGGAACGUAGUUUUUCUCCGGCCUGACCAGGAAAGUGAAAGAGAGUCACUCCAGAUCUCUAAAUUCAGAUGGUGACUUUUUAAAGGUGUGGAUCAGUUGGGCCGUUUUGAAAGACGAAAAAUACCCUCUUGAACAUCUCAGAUUUAAUUAAUAAUAUUAUUUCCAAAUAGACAAAAUUAGGAAAAACAUGAACUUGGGAUUUUUUUUUCGGUCGAUGAGAAAGAGAGAUUAAUGGAAGAGAUCCGAGUUUUGUGGAGUCCAAAGCUAGCAAAUCCCACACUAUAAACAAAGAUAAAGACUAUUCCCUCUUCUUGGAUAAAGAGUAACUGAAGUACCAACAAACUUUAGGCCGUAAGUUUGAUAUCUUCGUUUGUCUAAAUAGGCAGAUCAUCAUCCUGGUAAAAACUUCUAUAUACACUACUUCCGUUUCAGUUUAUAUGAACCUAUUUCCUUUUUGAUCCGUUUCAAAAAGAAUAAUCCCUUUCUAAAUUUGGAAACAAUUUUGCUUAACUUACAAUUCUAACUUUAAUGAGAAAUUUUUAUAAUAACACAAAUACUCUAGGCCCCUUUUUGAAUUGUUUAGGACCACAAAUUUCAAAAAUCUUCAUUUUUUCUUAAACUCCGUGCCCAAUUAAACAGGUUUAUAUAAAUUUGAAUGGAGGGAGUAACAAUUUAAAUAAACGUAUUUAUUUAUAUUAAGUGAAAUUAGUAAUAUCAAAAAAUAAGGCAAGUAACCGAUUACAACAUAUUGAAUACAUUGAUGAUAAGGUAAACUUCUUUUUAUUGUCGGUACAAAGGCAAAUAUCAAAAACUUUUACUCAAUGGGUUCCAUUUAUGUUCUUAUCACUAAACCUAUCCAUCUUACUCUUAAAAUUAUGGAUUUAGAAUCUAAUAUAUCUCAAUUUUAGUGAUUUUCUUACAUAGGUAUAUGUAGGCUUCAUGUUAAAAAUACUGAGUUCGUUAGGAAUGUGAGGUGGAUGUAGUUGCGGAGCUAGAGAAGUAAAUGCGGUUUCGGACGAAGCUAGUAACUUUUGCUUAAAUCUUGUAUUUAUAUUAAAAUAUUCACAAAAUAUGUAUAAACAUUUAAUUGUGAACCUAGUAACUAAAACGAAUAAUGGGUUAAGUGACAAAUUCAGAACCCAUAAAUUUUAAAUCCUGGCUCCGCAUGGUGGAUGUAGUGUUAGUGUAAAGUCUUUUGUCCUUGUUUUUUGG
Nicotiana tabacum (common tobacco) is the source of this 1780-nucleotide messenger RNA. The record is from RefSeq and is a predicted model, not a curated record. Lineage: Eukaryota; Viridiplantae; Streptophyta; Magnoliopsida; Solanales; Solanaceae.